AGGGCUCCGUUUCAACUGCCGAUUUAUACUUCUGUUACAAAUUUCAACCCAUGGGAAAUUAUAACCAAUGAAAAAUGUCUGAACUCAGACAAGGGAAAGGAUUCUUCUUCGCAACUGUCUGCAUGAUUUCUUUUUGACCACAAACGCACCCCUUGACCUUCUAGAUCGCCCCAUCGUUGCUCUUUAUAAAACACCAUUCACAUCCAUCGCCUCCACAACAGCCGCCGCCACCCACCACCACAAUUCCUCCUCCUUUAUACAAGGAAACGAAACAGGAAGAAGAAUGCCUCCUUUUGCCACAACCUUGUCCUCUCAAAAUGACCACUUUAAUCGCUCUCGGGGCAUUAGUCCACAAUCAGAUGUUAUCACCAUUGAUGUUGGUGGCCAACUCUUUCAGACCACAAAACAAACCUUGGCUCUAGCUGGAUCAAAAUCGCUCUUCUUCCAAUUUGCUCACUCUACUCAAGUGGGUCUUGGUCCUCAGUUCAUCGACAGAGACCCUGAGUUGUUCUCUAUCCUUCUCUCUCUGUUGAGAACAGGGAAUCUCCCUUCAAAGGCUAAAGCUUUUGAUCUUGAAGAUUUGAUUGCAGAGUCCAAAUUUUAUAAUAUUGAGUCCCUGUUAAUUAACUCUUUAUCAAAUCCUUCUCUAUUUGAUGCUUUCAACCUCGAAAAGUCGCUAACUUUGCCCCUGAACGGCCGAGAUUUCGCUUCUGCCAUGGCAACGACGUCGUUUGGGACCCUGCACGUCGCUCACGGUAGCAAAAUAACGUCUUUCGAUUGGGCCUUGCGCAGGAAGUCAACGAUACUCACCCAGUUCACGGCGAUCGAUUCUCUCUUGGCGAUUUCCCCAACUAUAGCAGCCGCGGGAGCGACCGAUUUCUCGGGAAUGCAAAUUCUCGAUCUCGAAAAGGGUUUUGUUAGGGAAACAUUGUGUUGGGAAAACGUGACGCGAUCUAGCUCUACGGUUCAGGCAAUUGGGUCGUCUCCAGAUUUCUUGUUCACAAGUUUUGAGUCAGGUCGCAGGAACUCAAACUCGAUCAUGGUCUAUGAUUUGCAAUCAUUUUCACCAGUAACCGAGAUUGCACACUGCGAGAUAUAUGGUGCAGAACUUGACUCGGCCAUUCCAGCCACAAAAUUGAAGUGGGUAGAGAGUUAUAAAGUGGUAAUGGCAUCUGGUUCUCAUAGCGGACCCUCUGGUAUGUUGGGAAAUGUGAAAUUGUGGGAUAUAAGGUCAGGAAAUGUAAUUUGGGAAUUGAAAGAGAGAGUUGAUUGUUUCUCUGAUAUUACUGUUUCAGAUAGUUUGUCAGCUAUCUUUAAAGUUGGCGUGAAUUCAGGAGAGGUCUUUUAUACAGAUUUAAGAAAGUUGGGUGAUAUGGAUAGUAAUCCUUGGAUUUGCUUGGGUGAUAAGAGGAAAAUGCUAAAUGUUAAGAAAGAAGGAGUUGGUUGCAAGAUUGAAGCUCACGGAAAUCAAGUAUUUUGUAGUAAAGGAGGAGAUGUUGAGCUUUGGUCUGAGGUUGCCAUGAAUUCUUCCAAGAAAAGCGAAGAUGGGUUGCCAGAUAGGGUAUUCAGGAGGAAUUUGAUGGGGAGAGCAAAAGAUAUGGGAGGAUCAAGAAUAACCAACUUGGCUUUUGGAGGGAGCAAAAUGUUCUUGACAAGGAAGGAUCAGUAUUCUGUUGAGGUUUGGCAAAGUUCUUCAAGGGGAUUUUAGAUUUUUGAAAAUUGUUCAUAGCUUGAUUCAUUCAAUUGUAAAUGUCCAUGUAUUUUAUCCAAAAUUAUAUUGUGAUUAGAUCUAUCUAGCUUAUUGAUUUGAGAUCAACAAUUGCCUUUUUCCUCUGUUUUCUGAUUGCUAUAUAUGUGGAUAAUCAUCAAGGAGAAGGUGUUGCAUCUUAGUUUCCUGGUUCAUACAUUUCAGGCUUUGCAAUGAGCUAUGAUAUCAGGUAAUUUGGAAUGUUGAAGUUGAAUAAUUGCGAUUAUACUGUACCAUAAGGCGAAAUCAUUAUGAUUUCUGGGUUUUAUUCUAAGGACCACCAUUUUGUAGCAGUGGCUCUAUUUCCAGAAGCAAUAGCACCUAAGAAGUUGUCACUAUAA
Messenger RNA from Hevea brasiliensis (rubber tree), 2088 nucleotides. RefSeq names its product BTB/POZ domain-containing protein At5g41330. The transcript has a single exon. Bases 284 to 1708 code for a protein of 474 amino acids. The record is from RefSeq and is a predicted model, not a curated record. Gene Ontology annotation, molecular function: protein binding. Gene Ontology annotation, biological process: protein homooligomerization. Lineage: Eukaryota; Viridiplantae; Streptophyta; Magnoliopsida; Malpighiales; Euphorbiaceae.